AUGGCAAAGAAUCCUCCAGAGAACUGUGAGGACUGUCACAUUCUAAAUGCAGAAGCUUUUAAAUCCAAGAAGAUAUGUAAAUCACUUAAGAUUUGUGGAUUGGUGUUUGGUAUCCUCACCCUAACUCUAAUUGUCCUGUUUUGGGGGGGCAAGCACUUCUGGCCUGAGACACCCAAAAAAACAUAUGACAUGGAGCACACUUUCUACAGCAACGGAGAGAAGAAGAAGAUUUACAUGGAAAUUGAUCCCAUGACCAGAACUGAAAUAUUCAGAAGUGGAAAUGGCACUGAUGAAACAUUGGAAGUACAUGACUUUAAAAAUGGAUACACUGGCAUUUACUUUGUAGGUCUUCAAAAAUGCUUCAUCAAAACUCAGAUUAAAGUGAUUCCUGAAUUUUCUGAACCAGAGGAAGAAAUAGAUGAGAAUGAAGAAAUUACCACAACUUUCUUUGAACAGUCAGUGAUUUGGGUCCCAGCAGAAAAGCCUAUUGAAAACCGAGACUUUCUUAAAAAUUCCAAAAUACUGGAGAUAUGUGAUAAUGUGACCAUGUAUUGGAUCAAUCCCACUCUAAUAGCAGUUUCAGAGUUACAAGACUUUGAGGAGGAUGGUGAAGACCUUCACUUUCCUACCAAUGAAAAAAAAGGCAUUGAACAAAACGAGCAGUGGGUGGUCCCUCAAGUGAAGGUGGAGAAGACCCGUCACGCCCGACAAGCAGCAAGUGACGAAGAACUCCCAAUCAAUGACUAUACUGAAAAUGGAAUAGAAUUCGACCCCAUGCUGGAUGAGAGAGGUUAUUGUUGUAUUUACUGCCGUCGAGGCAACCGCUACUGCCGCCGCGUCUGUGAACCUUUACUAGGUUACUACCCGUAUCCAUACUGCUACCAAGGAGGGCGGGUUAUCUGUCGUGUCAUCAUGCCUUGCAACUGGUGGGUGGCCCGCAUGCUGGGGAGGGUUUAA
Hippopotamus amphibius kiboko is the source of this 957-nucleotide messenger RNA. It is a transcript of the gene TNMD, whose product is annotated as tenomodulin. NCBI's taxonomy places the organism in Eukaryota, Metazoa, Chordata, Mammalia, Artiodactyla, Hippopotamidae. Gene Ontology annotation, biological process: negative regulation of endothelial cell proliferation; negative regulation of angiogenesis. The record is from RefSeq and is a predicted model, not a curated record. Bases 1 to 957 code for a protein of 318 amino acids. The transcript is spliced from 7 exons.